Molecule: messenger RNA, 4798 nt
Organism: Gambusia affinis (western mosquitofish)
Lineage: Eukaryota; Metazoa; Chordata; Actinopteri; Cyprinodontiformes; Poeciliidae
Product: paramyosin-like
Exons: 21
Coding region: 373-3837 (1154 amino acids)
Source: RefSeq, a predicted model, not a curated record
CUAUCUUAGCCUCCGGUUUAUCAUGUUUCUGUAUAUGAAUGUGAUAUCAGAAACUGUUUGAGGCCAAAAAACAUCGAAAUUUAAUGUACUCUAGUUCGUGACGUUAUCAACAGUUUGGGUAACUCUGACUCACUGUUUCUAUUACAGAAAAUUAGCCGUAAUUUCAGUACGUCAAAGUUAUAUAAAUGACUCAAGUAACAGUAUUGUGACCAGGAGGAAAAGUUUUGCUUCUGCUUCUCCGUACCUGUAUUAAAUAAUCAGGUCAUUACCAGAACUCUGGAGAUCUUGACUUCAAAGGUGGUAAUUCAGUCGUUUGAUCGAGAGGCAGAAAGUGACCCAGAGGGAUAUUUGCCUGCCCUGAAGCAACUCUCAAUGGAUUCUAAAGCAGAGUCUGAGACAGCCCUCUCCUUUUCUGCUCUUGAAGACCCUGCUUCAGAACAGAAGCUUUUUCUGUCCAGCUCUCACAGUCAAACAGAAGGUGGAGCGCCAAUUUUAGUCCAGCUGUUGGAGUUUAAAACUGACCUCCAGGAUGUCGUCGAAGAGCUGCAUAUUCGAAGGGAUGCAGAGACGCGCUUUGAGGAUGAGAUCAGUAAGCUUGCGCUGGAGAAACAGGAGCUGGAGUGGGAAAAGGAAUCCCUUCAACAUAAAAUAGAAACCAUGACAAAGCAGCACACUGCCUCGCUCGACUCUGUGAAAAAAAGGUUUCAAGUCAAAUUACAACACACUGAGGAGGAGAAGGGGAAAUACCAGGUCAGUGCAGAGUUAAAGGACAAGGAGAUUAACAAUUUAAAGGAAGAGCUGAAGUCAUUGCAGUUGCUGAAAUACAACUUGGAGAAGAAAUCGAGUGAGCUGGAACAGAAGCUAGCCCUGCAGAGUCGCGCAAAGGACAGCCACCUGAAGCAACUGGCAGAGGUGGAGAAAAGAUUCAGUGCUCUUUCCAGACAGUGCGCUAUGGUCAAACAGGCUCAUGACAAACUGGUGCAGAACGUUGAUGAGGCCAUGAAGAUAAAUAACAAGUUGACUUCUGCCAGAGAAAAACAAGAAGGAAUCAUUGAUUCACUUAAGAAGGAGUUAGAGGAAGUCUGUAACAAGCUCAUAAAAGAAAAGAUGAACUCAGUCAGACAUGAGAAGAUCCAGAGUCGUUUAGGGAGGGAACAGCACAUACAGGAGCUGCAACAAAAACUCCACAUGGAGUCUGAAAUAAACAAGAAACUCCGGGAGGAGAAUGUUGCUGAACGAGCAGAAAAGCAGAAGUUGAUGAGGUCCCUGCAGCACAACCAGCAGCUGUUGUUGAGUCAGACACAGACCGUAAGGAGAAUCGAACAGGAGCUAGAGAGUCAAACAGGGAUGUUCAAGGCCCUUAAGCAAGAACGCGAAGUGAUGCGAGAGAAUAGAAAGACAAUGGAAGACAAAGUGGCUGAACUGACAGAGAGCUACGCUGCUUCCAAGAUGAACUGGGACAAAGAGAGAGAAACAUUACUGACUCAAAUUAAGAAUGAGCAGUCAGACUUUCAAACCUUGAAAGAAGCUUGUGAAGGCUUUGAGCUGAAAUGCGCGGACCUGAUCUUACAGGCCAGCUGUCAAGCACAGCAAGCCGGGAAACCACCGAUGAAAGACAACAGUCAGAGUCCUCUUGUGGUGACCCAGCUCAGUCCUUUCAGCUCAGUCUUGGAAAGAUUCAGAGCUGAGGAAACUGCUAAGGAACCAGAAUCUAGCUCUCAGCUGCCUGACCUCGACAGUCUGCAGUGCGCUGCUUCCUCUCAGGCCAAAAUCCAAGAUUGUCUGAAGGACACAGGAACAGCUUCAAAGCUUGCUGCUACUGGAGCAAAUGGAGGUCAAGACGAGGUGAAUCAUCAGCAAGAAAUUAUUAAACAGUUAUCAUAUUUCACAAGCAGCGUCCCUGAUAACUCUGAAAAAAACACAGAAACCGCUGGUACAAGUGACUUAAUUGGACUUGAUCAGGGUUUCCUGAGUAAAUCUACCUGCGUCAGUACAUCAAACCCUGGGUGCGCUUCACUGAAUGGAUCUACAGAAUUAUUUGAAUAUGAAACAUGUGAAGAGAACAUAAAAGGAAAUAAUCAGAAACAUGAGAGAGGGCAGAAUAACAAAAAGGAAACCAACAUUACAGAACAGGAGGUAUUUCAAGAAAAUGUGGAAUGUGAAAGAAAUGCUGCAGAAGAAAGAACAACCCCAGUUCAAAUGGCAGAUAGUACAGACAUGCACAGGGAUUCUGAGGGGUCAGCAAAGGCGACAGAGAGGACCAGUUACCCAGAAACAGAAACAAGAGCUAGAGGUGAGGGAGAAGUAACAGAUGGAGUAAAAGAGAGAGGAGAGUCAGCAAAGCAUGCAUCAGAAAGUCCAGAAACACAGAUACCAGCUCUCACGACUGCUGAUAUGACUGAAACGAGCCUCGGCAGGCAGGUCAAUGACUUCAUGGAUACUGAGCCGCCGUCAACUGUCUGUGAACCCCUUAACUCCACAGAACGUGUUUCUCUAAAAACCACAGAGAAGGAUGGAAAUGUAAACAGUGAAUUUACUGUCAGCACAAAUGAACACAAAGUGACUUCAGAUCAAUGCAGCAUCAGUGCUGAAGAUGAGAUACAUAUCUUAACCACAACGGAUCGGACGUCUUGUCUUGAAGUUCAGUCGAUCACACUUUGUCAGAUUCCAGGAGAUGAGAACCCAUCCAGGGAAACAUUGGGUGCUUUUCCUGCUGAAUGCGCCUUCCAGACGAAUCCUGCUGGAGAGUUAAAGCAAGAAAACAAAGUCCAGGUGUGCCAAACAAACCAAACUGAAAUUGGAAGAUAUAAUCCUCCACACGUCAACGCCGAUAUGACCCAAACAGAUGAAAAUACUGAUGCACCUGUCAGUAAAGAGUCUGAGUUAAUGAGAGAACCACCGCCGGAAAUUUCAACGAAGGAGAGUGUGCGGCUGACGUCUGCUGUGGCUAAUGAUGAAGAUGAUGCACAAAAGAGGAAGUGGAUUCAGCCAAAUGUAAACACAUGUGAAACUGUACAUAUACCUUCAUCAACAUCCUGUUUAAAGGAUGUAUCCAUGGAGGCGAUCCUUCUACCAGAUGUUUCAACUGAAAACAUUCAGGAGGAAACAAAAACCAACACACCGAAGGAUCCUGGACUUAAAGAAAUAACCCAAGACAAAGGCGAUUUGAAUCUCUCUAUUCUGCCAAGUCAUGACAAUAAUGGAUGGCCAGAGCUUGACCGUUUACAGCUUCACCAUAAGAGACCUAAUGCUUCGUUUGAUUUGUCCCCGAUGAGCAGAAAGCCCUGCAGGUCUCUGUUUGACUGGGGGGCAGCUCAGAGAAAACGGUUCUGCUCUGGACCAAAGUCAGAUGGAUGCGGCCUGCUACAGUUAAACCAGGCUCCCGAUGUGUCUCAAACAGAUAGUACAGGGCAUUCCCACAGCACUAUACCCAUGUUCAACGAAAGCAAGCAGAACAAAGUCCCCUUGCUCAUAAUGAGAGCAUCUGAUCUAUUCAAUGUUUCUGGAGCUACAUCCUCUUUGACGGGUCAACAGAGGGGAGAAAACUGCAGAGAGGAACCAGCAGAAAUGGACAAGACACUUUCUUUGUCCAUCAGUUCUUUUCCACUCACUCUCUCCUCUAAUACAAGCAGCAAAGGUUCACUGCAGACCAACCUGGAGUGUAGCAAAGCUCAGAGCUCAGCUCCAGUUACAAGGUCAGAGUCGGAGUGGGAUGUGUCCUGUUCCCAGGAGAGGGAAACCCAGCAGUCUGCUUUCAGAGCACAGAUCUCUAAGAUCGAACAUUUUCUCAACAGCGAGAGGCUUCGACUGUCCAAAAGACGACGAACUGACAGCUGAACAAAACUGAUGUAUCCACAAGUUUAACAAGUUGGUUCAUUUUUCGUGUCUUAGGUUUAAAUAUUAAUAAGUAAAACUUUUUUUUGUUCUAAAAUCCUAUUUUAGUUUAAAGCAUACAUGAGUAAACAAAUUUUUGCUUUGUAACUUUACACAUUAACAUUAGUAUAUAAAAUUUUGCUUUAUCCUCAGAACUCGGUGCUGUUCAUUCGUUGUUGUCAGGUUUGGGCAACUGCUUCAGGAGGAAGGCAGUAUUGAUACAACUAGAAGUUUAAGCUAAUGUUUGGAUAAGGUUUUGUGUGUUUUCAUAAGUUGAAUUUGAAGCAGAACUUUGUGAAUCAUUUUACUCUGCAUAAUUUAAGAACGUUCUUAAUGCUGUUUUUUUUGUUAGUAGUGGGUUUUGUAGCCACCAAUGCCUUGUUAAAGGAAGUAGCCUGAUAUAAAAGGGUAUAAAAAGAUAGUGAAAAUGUAUUUUUAUCUCUGAAUAAGCCUAAAUUAUUUCAAAGUAAACAGCCCAGUCAUGUUACCACAGAACAAAAGUGGUUAGGGGAAAAAAAAAAGAUUCUACAAGCAAUUAACACAUUAAUUAAUAUGGCAAUUAACAUUAACCUCAUAUCCUCAGAGGAGCUUUAAAUGUGAAGGAACCUUUAGUCUAAAUCCGUGCAGUUGUUGUUGUUAAAAGUGAAAUUAGAUGUUGGAACACAACUGGUAACACCUAUUAAUGCUAAUUAAGAGACACAACCAUAGAGGUAACAAUUAGCACCGAAUACACGAACCCUAAUUAACAGAAAUCAAUUAGGGAACAUACAGACCAAUUAGCUCACUGUAAUUUGCAUCUCAUUAACUUUAUGUUCCUGUUGUGAAAUAUAAAGACCAUGAAGCACAGACAGCUGGCUUCUCCUUGGUAUGAUUGCUCUUUAUCUUUGUCGCAUUCUAGACGAUUUUCUCGGAUUUUGUUUCAGUA